This is a messenger RNA of Mucor mucedo, 759 nucleotides long. RefSeq lists its product as uncharacterized. The transcript is spliced from 2 exons. Lineage: Eukaryota; Fungi; Mucoromycota; Mucoromycetes; Mucorales; Mucoraceae. Bases 174 to 368 code for a protein of 64 amino acids. The record is from RefSeq and is a predicted model, not a curated record.
UCGCUCCAAGUGUCCACGCGUGUACUACUUCAUUUUCGAUCAAAGGAGCACCUUAUAUGCUUUUAUGUGUCAACUCAUGUUCUAGUCUAACUUUUAUUGUAUUUUUGCUUUAAUUACAAAGACAAAAUUUUAAAAAUUAGAUUAUUUGUCAUUACGAAAAAGGUCAAGCGGCCAUGCCCGUGUAUUAUUAUAUAUCGACCAAUGCUAUUUUACAUUACACAUGCUUACUCUUAGGUAUUUCUUGCAAUUUGUUGACUAUCAAAGAGGGCAACAACCAAUUCUUAUUACUAGCUCAGCUAUACUGCUCCGCUUCACAUGCCAUCUUAUUCCUUGGUUAUGCAAUAACUCAAGGUUGGAAGGAGCCAUAGGAUAGUUGGCCGAACGUUUGAAGGAUUCAAAUCUUGUUCAACCUCUAGGACUACACUGUUGUAAAAAAGGAGUAGAAUCCUAACUUUCGGAUUAGUAAAGCAUGGUAGGAUGGCUUUCCGAACUUGAUGCUGCUUAUUCCUCUUUUGAAGUUUAAGAAACUCGGUGUUCCUUCACAAUCUGUCGUCUCAUUAUGAUUCCAGUUAGAAAAAAAUUCGUAGAUAUAUACAUGUAGAACCAUGAUAACUGCCGCAAUAAGACUGUGCCACGGGGAACCUUGUAUAAACACCUCGACAAAUUAUAUACAUAUUUCUUCUUUAUCAGUUAAAGUGAUAUGUAGUCUACAUUAGUACAUUAUUAAUUAAUUAAUAAAGGUUAUUUUGUAUUAAAAAA